AUGGGUUGUAGGACUCCCGAUGUCGUGACAGAAGGUGGCCCACCAGGCGAGGAGGCUGCCUUCUUCAGGAGGCAGGCAGUGGAGGAUGGAGCGGCCCAGCAGGACGGAGAGGUGGUGCCGUCCGGCAUGUUCCUGUUGCUGGUGGAAGACAUCAUUGAGGAGGUUGAAGUGGUGGCAGAAGAGGAGCAGGGGAAGCUGUCCUCGCAGGAACGGGAGGAGAAGCCGGAGGAGCAGGGCCAGGAACAUCCAAGCACAGGAGCCUCGAGUGACCAGCCCCCACUGGAGGCGCUGGAGGCAUUGGCGGUCCUGCAGGUGGAGUUGAGCUCCACACAAGAGACAGACCCCAAAGCCUAUCUUCGGCUCCAGAGGAAGGACCAUCAGAGGAGAAAGCGCCCCUUGAGUCAGAGAAGUGCCAUCAUCCAGGGCAACCCUGGCUUCAUGUGGCAUGACUGGCUCCUUGACUUCGAGCAGAUUAUGAACCACCACCAGAUGCCCGUCAUCAUCAGCGACCGAGAUGAAGACUUGCUUAGCUCAACGAUGGCUCUGAAGGGCAGGGAGGGAGCCUGA
Bubalus bubalis (water buffalo) is the source of this 567-nucleotide messenger RNA. RefSeq names its product testis-specific Y-encoded protein 1-like. The record is from RefSeq and is a predicted model, not a curated record. Lineage: Eukaryota; Metazoa; Chordata; Mammalia; Artiodactyla; Bovidae.